CUUUUGUUUCUUGGUAACAUUCGUCGUCUUUCCCUGAUCAUCUGCCAAACCCACCCAGCCUAGAACGACACACCGGCGGCCAUCAGUAACAUGAGAGAAGUGCUGAGCCGGUUAUGAUCUGUUAAACUGCGACCAGCAUUGGCCCCUUUUGAUCCCCAGCAACUGCUCAGGUGGUCUGAAUAUUGUUUUAGGCUGAAAGCCUGGAUCGCAUGAAUAUUGUCACCUCCGUCUCUUGUCUCGAUCAUCGUCCGUGCAAAGCCAUUCAGUCUCAUGUCGCCGAGCAUAUCCAGAACUUCUCUGGCCCAUAUCCUGGGAGGCUUCACCAUCCUGUCCACGUUCAUUGCCACCGUUCUGGAUGGUAUCUGCUACAGUUUCUCCCGUCCCUUAUCAUCGCACAUAGCCUCGAUCGAAUCGGCGAUUGUGAGCUUGGGGACCAUUAAUUGUGCAGUGAUUGCCGCACUACUCUUUCUUUGGGCCCAAGAUGUCAGGACAGAGGCGAGGCCGCAGUGGAGGGGCCACAGGGCUAUCCUCUACGGCGUGAUCGCCGUCUACCUCUCCAUAGCCACUGGUAUUACGGCAGGAGGAAUCGCUUGGAGUGCGGUCCAGUCCAUGACAGGGAAAACGACUGUCAUUCACAAGCACCAGACUCUCAUGCUAGCACGUUGUAUUAUCUGGGCUAUCUCCGUUCUGAGUCAGGGAAUUCUGGGUGGCUAUCUCCUGACUUCAUUGACAAAGAGAGAUGCCGGCGGUCGAUGGUCAAGCUCGCUCUCUCAGGAGCUUGAAAUUCUUCCCGAGCAAGCCAGUAUUGUUGGCGACAAAGAUGAAACGGUCAAAUCUCCGUCCAUCAUCAUCGGGUCCCAACGGCGCUCUGCUGAUGUUAAAACAAGCUGCGACAUCGUGCCAGAGCUCCAGCCUUCUGCUUCCCGCACAGAGUCUCAGACUUCCAAUCGCUAUUCCGGUCGGACCCUCUACCAACAGGAUUCCAAGCAGAGUUCUUUUGAUUUGCAGCGGACAUACUUGGCGGGUGCUGAAAAUACGGUGACUCGUCAUCGCUCCGAUGACCAGCCAGAUAACUUGGCCGUCAAUCUCUCGGGGACCGAAGGAUCAGUUGAGCCAACUAAGAUUCGACGAAGCUGCUCCGAGGCAAAACGAUCGUUUGAGGUGUUAGUCCGUCAGUCUACGUCGACUCGACCAUCCCCCACCACGUCUUCCACGCAUUUGGCGGCUCCUGGUCGGCCUAUUCCUCCGAAGCUGAAGCUCCCCGACGAAAGCUUUAUCCAUCCAUUAUUCCGGUCCGACAGUGCAUCGCCUCCUCCAACCCCUAUGCCUGGUACGACUGUGAUUGCCUCGCCGGCAGCUGGCCAGACCAUUUCCGUACAGACAUUGAAUCGGGUGAGAUCAACCCGGUCACUCCGUUCACACGCACCCCGAAGUCGAUCACCGUUGUUUGAGCAGGUGGAUCAGCCGCUCGCCGAGCUGGAGCGGAAGUCUGAGUCUUCGGAGCCCAGUGGUCGAGGGUCACCCAUGCCUAGCUUCAUCAUGGCUGCGGAUGUGCGGAGCAGUAUCACCCGAUACGAGAAGAAAUACGACUUGAAUGAAUCGCCUGACGAGAGCUAGCCGAGAUAAAGUCCUGGGGAUCAUUAGGAACCGGGAUCUGGGUCUGCAAGUCUC
Aspergillus homomorphus CBS 101889 is the source of this 1671-nucleotide messenger RNA. RefSeq lists its product as uncharacterized. The coding region runs from base 271 to 1617 and encodes 448 amino acids. The record is from RefSeq and is a predicted model, not a curated record. NCBI's taxonomy places the organism in Eukaryota, Fungi, Ascomycota, Eurotiomycetes, Eurotiales, Aspergillaceae. The transcript has a single exon.